AUGAAAGAACAGCUGAAACAGGUUGAAAGGCUUCUUAACGGUAUGGUCGCGAAGAUCAUAGACCAAGUAUCAUCAAAUCAAACUGAAGAGCGCAAAUUGUUGGAAACGAAGAUAGGAAAUCAGAUGCUGAAGUUAAAAGGAGAAAUAUGGUCUUCAAGAGAAAACCAAACCAAAGAGCUUGGACAGGAGUUACAACAGCAGACCCAAGAGUUAAAACGAGAAAUAAAGGAUUCAGAAGUAAACCAAACUAAAAAGUUUAAACAGGAGAUACAAAAUGAGACCAUGGGGUUAACACAUGAAAUAAAGGACUUUGAAAUUUGCGCUACGAAAGGAAACCAAACUGUUGAAGGUAGGGUAUAGGUUCAUUUCCAAAAAUAAAAGAGUUAACAUUGUAACCAAACUGGUUUUCCCUUUUCGGAAAACACCGUGGGGUCAAUCUUAUGCAAUAGCCAUUAACAAUGAAGACUGAAAGUUCAGUGCUAGAACAUCGCAAUGAAGUUCUGUGAAGGUGCGAGCAAGUGGCACUCUUUGUCCUCUUUAUGUGACCGAUUUGCUUGAAAAACCAAGGUGAACUCGUUACAUUUCAUCCGAAAGGGAAAGUAUGGCGAUAAUUCUACCAACUGAAGUCUUAACUUUGGGUAAACUGGGACCGACAAACGUCGUCUUACAUUUGCUAUUGUGGCACUCCUUUUUUGACACACGCCAAGCAAACUGUUACGCGCAAAUGACCCUACAUAGCCGACAAGCAAGCUCUCCCUGGGCGCUCUGCGGGGGAGAGCUUGCUCGCAGGUUAGAACCUACACCGUUGCCCAACUAGCCCUACCACACUUACAAUGUUGGACACACGUACGCCAAUGCAUGUUGAGAAGUAUAGAGGAGCUUGCCCUAAAAUUAGGAAGCUUAAGCAACGACGACGGCGACGGCAACGAGAACGACAGAAAAGCAAUAGAUAAUAUAUAGAUUUGGCCAUAGCUAAAAGCGAAGCUCUCGUUAAUAUUAUACUUGGCUCAAACAAAGUAUAAAAUCGUGUAAUGCUAAGCGGCGAAGGCAACGAGAACGGUGGAAAAACAAGAAUAGAUCUAAUUAGCAAAAAUAACAACUUUGCAAGUGCAGCACACUUUUUGGUACAUUUUUUUGCCGUUCUUUUGCAAGACUACAACGUGAAACUUCCAGAAACUUCCUUCACACGUUUUAUGGAGGAAAUGUCGUACGUGUUCUUGUUCAAUUUUCUUUUUUCACUGCUGCUCAUUUUCACCUUGGUGGCCCGGCUAGCAUUUCUAAUUUUCUCACCACCGCUUCAAACUUUUCAUGUUGUUCUUCCAACAAAAUUUGCUCCCUUGUUUUUUAUCUCUCGCUCUAGCUCUCUGUCGCUCUUUUUCUCGUUGAGCUUUGCUGACCUUUCGCCUACUUUCUCUUUUUCCCUGUCUUCCUCUUUCCUCUAUAUUCAAAAUUUGUGGACAUGAUAAUUCGUCUAACAUGUCUAAGCUUAAUACUUAGGACAACACGGAUACAGAAACAAUUUCAAUUCCGUUUUCGUCUUUAUUGACUCUUUAUAAUAAUUGUCUCUGCUUCACAGUACACGAGUGGCUAUGUGAUUUCCCACCAAAAAAUCUCGAGUUGCAUUUGGGUUGCUAUAUCUGUUAAUUGAGUUCUUUUUUACUAGCCCCUGAUGAAGACUAGUUUUGUCUAGUCGAAAUAUUGGGCAAAUAAAUUUGUAAAUUACCAACCCUUAGCUGUCUGAUCAGUCGUGCCUUCAAUUUUAUGUGUUAUUUUACAUUGGUAUGCUUGUGGUAUGCCUGUGGUGCGGACGGGCCUACGGUCAAGUGACUACAAGUCACUAGCAAAAUUUCUCGGAUGCAUAGAUAACCAAAUUUUCUUACCCAUGGUCCUCCGCUUCACGCGCUUGACAGCUCUGCUAUCUGAACUGGCAAAACAACAAAUUUACACGUACAUCACGCUUUUUAGGUCAAACGGUCAAGACGCUAAUUCCCGCCAUCUUCUGGCACCUGCUUUAUAAUUGAUUGGAUAACAGCAAUGUCUCGUGGUAUUUCAGGGGACAAACAAGUGAUAAAAUGUACAGAAAUUUAGUAAUGUACAGUUCGAGUUUCGACAAGUUUUACGUACGUCAUUAUUGCUUGCUGUUACACGAAGGUCGCUACGUAAACUGCUUACAAAAAAGUAGUAAUGAUCACUUUCAUCCAUAAUUUGCCAUUUUUAUGGAGCCUAGUAGGGGCCAUGCAAAUUUUGUGCGCGAUUUUGUCUUUCUGGACUUUUUCUCGCCUUUAGGUUUUCACCCCGACUUUUUUCUCACUAUUUUCCCGACUUUUUUCUCGACUUUUUUUUUUCAGCUCGUUUCACCGCUGAUCACAUACACUAAAGGCUCUUUUUUGCUUAGACAUCUGAGACACUGCCACGUUUCAUUCUUGGCAUUGUUUUUUAUUACUAAAAAUGUAAUGUUGUGCAGUUUGACCUCCCUUCCUUCCUAUUUUACAACAAGGCAAUGUUGAGCCAGGAAAUGUUAUUGAGAGUUACUACCAUUUGGGAAUGAAUUUUAACAAAGAGAUCUUGCUGCUUGUCGGGGUUAACCCAAGAUUUUUACAUAAAGCAUAUGAAAUUUGAAGAGUAUUCUUAUUUUUCGUGGUCUUAGGGGGCGAGGAAACCGUAGUGACCCUCAAGAGGUUGUUGUCGAUGCAUAGAGAUAGCACUGCGUGUGGUAGUACAAGUCAGGGUUGGGGGGAGGGAGGGGAUCCGAACCCGUAAGAGCCGUAAGGGUCUGCAUCCAUAGUGGGGAGAAAGUAGGGGGGCAUAAUACCUAGGUAAAACGACCUUUAGAUUUUCGCUUUUAAUCCUGUUUAAAAUUACCCAUGAUUCUCCAAAAGAUUUGUUUUGUCAGGCUCGGAGAUGAAGUGUUAUUAUUUUAUGAUGCCAAGAGAAAACUGCUCAUUGCCAUCACAAAACGGUACCAGUGAUUUAUAGGUCGAACAAAAGACGAAAGCAUAAAUGAGGAUUAUCAGAGAUAAAAAGGGCAAGAAUGUCAAGUGUGAAAAGAAACGAAUUUUUAAUUUGGAAACUAGAACAGAAGUGUGUUUGAGCUAAUAUGUUUAGGGUGUUUGGGUUUGAGUUUAUGAAGCGGUAGCAGAUUAAGCGGCCGCGGUGCAUCGGGUAGAUGAAGUUACAAGCUAAUUACCACCGUGCACACUUUGUUUAAUUAUUUCAUCCUGAACAUUUUGAGACUGAAACAGUUUUCAUUUUUCUUAUCUGACAUUCACAAGACAUUGCUUUGUUGUAAGAUAGGAAGGUAUGGAGGUAAAACUGCACGACAUUACGUUUUCAGCGAUAAAUAAAAUAGCUCAGUAAAAAGCCAGGAAUGAAACGUGGCCAGUGUAAGCAUUUCGAAGUAUGAAUGAGCCUUUGAUGUAUGUGAUACGCGGUGAAAGGAGUUGAAAAAAAGUCGAGAAAAAGUCGAGAAAAAAGUCGAGAAAAAGGUUGAGAAAAAAGUCGGGGGAAAAGUCGGGAAAAAUGUCGAGGAAAAAGUAGCCUGCGUAGCAGGCGCUUGGAAGUGGUGGGCGAAAGAGAGAACAGGCGCGCGCGAGGAAGUGUCUCCUUCUUGCGCGCCCGUUUUUUCUUGCGCCCACAAGUUCCAAGCGCUUGCUACGCAGGCUAAGAAAAAAUUCGAGAGAAAGGUGGAGAAAAAAGUGGGGAAAGAAGUCGAGAAAAAAGUCGGGAAAAAAGUCGAGAAAAAAGUCUGGGGAAAAGUCGGGAAAACAGUCGGAGGAAAAAGGUCAGGAAAAAAGUCCGAGAAAAAAGUCGAGAAAGGAAAAAUCGAACACAAAAUUUGCAUGGUACUUCAGUACUCGGCUCCGUACCAUUCAAGAUAAAAAGUUCUUCAUUUUUUUGUUGUCCAGAAUAAACAAACUUUGCCGCGAUUUAGUUUUUUCCCCCUAGGAAAAAAACGUGACAUGGCUUUUAAUCCAAAAAGUCACCUUAAGGGCGUGCAAAGAUAGUGGGUAUCGUAAAUAAGGUCUACGAUUGGUCCUUAGGAGUGCAAUUGAAUUUAAGGAGGAACUUCCGCUUGUGCCUACAAGUUGAAAUAAGUUCGUUACGCUUGUUAAGUGUUGCCAUGUCCCGUUUAAAUAGAAUACAGAAUUUCUCGGUACUACACAGGUUACGUAUAUAACAAAUCAUACGUAUCUUCUACGCAGUAGCGCUCAGCCCACCCAUUGCACCAAAGUUAUCCCCUUUGGAGUUGCUACCAGGAUACGCAGAAAUAGUUCCACUGAACAGAAAUUUGAGCAAAGAUGAAGUAUAUAAAAGGGAAAUAUCUACUCCAUCAGGUUAAAAAACAAUUUGACAAAGCUAUAAAGAGAUUCCAAGAAGGGACCUCCUCACAUCAAAAACACAGGAUCAUGUUUCCAUUCGUUACAGAUUUUAACCCACAUGUACCCAACAUCAACAAAACUAUUAGUAACUAUAGCCAUCCGGUAUCUACAGCUCACCCACAUUAUCACAGAUUUUCCCCAGGGUUCCAUUAUCCCAUCUUUUAG
Porites evermanni is the source of this 4544-nucleotide messenger RNA. Lineage: Eukaryota; Metazoa; Cnidaria; Anthozoa; Scleractinia; Poritidae. The record is from the annotation of a GenBank genome assembly.